AAUUCUUUAUACUCUCUCUUAAUUCUGAUAUCGAUCGAUGUCUCAGGAAAACUAGAAAAGAUAACUUCGGGCAAGUGUUAUGCUUUGAUUGUCACCUGGGUGACGCAUACUCCCGUAAAAGAAUCGGAAUCGAAAUAUUAAUUUCAUCUUUUUACGCGUAAUAAGUGAAUAAUCUUUUCAUCGUGUUGUUUAUUUAGCAUUUAUUAGGGUAAUAGGACAAUCAAAAUGAGUUUUCUUGGUAAACUCUUCGGCGGGAAGAAAGAAGAAAAGGGGCCGUCGACACAUGAAGCGAUUCAGAAAUUACGUGAGACCGAGGAGUUGCUGCUUAAAAAACAGGAGUUUCUAGAAAAGAAAAUCGAAUUAGAAAUACAGACAGCUAGGAAAAAUGGCACGAAGAACAAGCGAGCGGCGAUCGCAGCCCUAAAGCGCAAGAAGCGUUACGAGAAACAACUGACACAGAUCGAUGGUACGCUCACACAGAUCGAGGCGCAGAGGGAGGCGCUGGAAGGUGCAAACACUAACGCUCAAGUGCUGAACACUAUGCGCGAUGCGGCUAAUGCUAUGAAGCUCGCGCAUAAGGAUAUCGACGUCGACAAAGUACACGACAUAAUGGACGACAUAGCGGAACAGCACGACAUUUCACGCGAGAUCACAGACGCCAUCAGCAACAAUGUCGCAUUCCCCAACGAUAUCGACGAGGAUGAACUGGAGAAGGAGCUUGAGGAGUUGGAACAGGAGGAUCUGGACAAGGAAAUGCUGGGUAUCAACGUACCGACGGACAAACUGCCCGACGUGCCCACCUCCGAGCUCGUGCACGACAAGCCCAAGCCCAGCAAGUCUAAGCAGGCUGAGGAUGACGACGAGUUGGCACAGUUGCAGUCCUGGGCUACAUAAUGCGAUGCACGCAACUCAUGUAUUUGUGAUAUCUAUAGGUAUUGUAUAGCUGCUCGCUUUGUUGAAGAAUUUGUGGGGAUAAUGGAUCUAAAGCCCUUUUUUACUGAUAAAAUAAACGUCCGUUUUUUCUCAUUAUAAGUGAAUAUAAUGAAUAUUGAACUCGAAAAAAACACUGUAUUUCGGAUGGUACGUUAAACUGUAGGUCUCGGCUGUCAUUGAACAUCCUUGGCAGUCGUUACAGAUAGUCAGAAGCCAGUAAGUCUGACACCAGUCUAACCAAGGGGUAUUGGGUUGCCCGGGUAACUGGGUUGAGGAGGUCAGAUAGGGCAGUCGCUCCUUGUAAAGCACUGGUACUCAGCUACAUCCGGUUAGACUGGAAGCCGACCCCAACAUAGUUGGGAAAAAGGCUCGGAUGAUUAACGCGAAAAAAAACAUGAUCACAAUCAAUAUGUAGGAAUUCAUAGUAAACUGUUGUUUAGAGAAAAAUAGAUGUUUAUGUUAUCGGUCAAAAUGGCUGUAACUCAAGAAAAAAAUCGAAGAAAAAUAACUAAAGUAAGAAAAUCUCAUUCAAUGCAGUCAUCACAAUAUUAUAAGAAGUUUGAAGGUUUUAUCUUAGGCAAGGAGAAAGAUACUGCUGAACGUAGGAACGAACGCCAACAUACAUAUAUACGUAUACACAGAUACAUCAUAUAUUAAUAAAAAUGAAUCAAAAGUGAUCUUAUUACAUUUGUCAUAAAGUGCUAUAUUGCAUAAACUUCCAGAUUAGAUUACGCACUGAUAAGGCGAAGAGUUUUCAUGAUUUCUAAAUAUAGGGGUUAGAUUUUAUAUAAUUGUGUGUAUAACAACUAAGAUAUUUUUACCGUAGAAUCUGGAUAGAAGGUGCUAACUAACCUAUUGUUUCGAUCUAGACAUAUAAAAAGGUACAGUAAUUGUUAGCAACAACCCGAAAAAAUAUACAAAUCCAUUAUCCCCACAAAACUCGUACAAAAUAUUGUAUAAAUAUGUAUUUAAAGCAUGUCGACUAGAACUCGCUUUCGUAUUUCAAUAGUAAAGUAAAAAUAAAAUAAAAA
This is a messenger RNA of Helicoverpa zea (corn earworm), 1964 nucleotides long. It is a transcript of the gene shrb, whose product is annotated as charged multivesicular body protein 4b. Bases 226 to 894 code for a protein of 222 amino acids. The transcript is spliced from 5 exons. Gene Ontology annotation, biological process: late endosome to vacuole transport via multivesicular body sorting pathway; vesicle budding from membrane. NCBI's taxonomy places the organism in Eukaryota, Metazoa, Arthropoda, Insecta, Lepidoptera, Noctuidae. The record is from RefSeq and is a predicted model, not a curated record. Gene Ontology annotation, cellular component: multivesicular body; cytoplasmic side of plasma membrane; ESCRT III complex.